Aphanomyces invadans is the source of this 5889-nucleotide messenger RNA. RefSeq lists its product as hypothetical. The coding region runs from base 77 to 4522 and encodes 1481 amino acids. Gene Ontology annotation, molecular function: protein binding. The transcript is spliced from 5 exons. NCBI's taxonomy places the organism in Eukaryota, Oomycota, Saprolegniomycetes, Saprolegniales, Verrucalvaceae. The record is from RefSeq and is a predicted model, not a curated record.
GAAUUCGAAGCAGUUGCGUGGAACCGCCGCGAUCUUCGCCACCUCGGUCGGCCGCUGUCUGGUCGGGUUCAGCUCUAUGGAGACGUUGCCACGUCGACGUAAAAAGAAGCGAAGCCAUGCGACGAUCACGAUGAUGGAUGUGAUUAAAUCUAAUGGCAUGCGCGUCGUCGAAGGGACCAAGCUCAACUUGGUUGCAAAAGGAAUCGACAGUAUUGGGCCAGUCGUGGCAGCGAUUGCCCAAACUACGACGUGUUUGUACUUGAGCCAGAACAACAUAGCGUCACUGGAUGGACUGACACAGUUUACGCGUUUGAAAGUUCUUAGUUUGGGCGGCAACCUUUUGUCUCGCUUUGACGAGUUUGACUUUCUUGCACCUCAACUUCCGUCCCUCCGAACCCUCUUGCUCACUGGAAACCCCCUGUGCGAUGCGCCCAAUUACCGUUUCCGAAUCAUUAGCGCUCUGUCCAUGGUUCACACCCUCGAUGGCACUGACGUGACGCCGAAAGAGCGCGAGAUCGCACCGUUCCUCGUUGCACAGGACGCAAGCCUGCGCCACGUCGUUUAUGACAACCACAUGGAGAUAUCAAGAUUGGAAUGGAUCGUGUUGCUCAUUCCGAUGCACAAGGAGUUCUACCACAUCGUAUUCAAUGCCCAUGGGUCGUCUCUGCGGUGCCACGACCGAAGACCCCAACUCGAGAAGAUGGCUGUCGAUGUCGCAUUGCUGCUUCGCCUGAUGAAGCACGUCGAUUCAGAGACGAAACCAACGCCCGUCGAGCUGUAUCAUCGUCAAGUCGAAAAUCAACUUCAGCGAGUGGUUGUGCGUGCCUAUAGUCAUCUGCAACACCAUCCGCUUCGAAAAGCCAAGCAGCUCCUGCAAAAGUUUGGCAACCAGCGGUUAAAGAACGUCGAGCCACCGCCGCCACCGUCGUGGGAAGACGCUUAUGCAAGCGUCAUCUCCCUCCAGCAAAACACGAUGGCCAAGUUACGCGGCCUUUGCGAGCGCAACCGCCGCGACCUCGUGGAUGCGCUCAAGUCACUCGUCAUUCGAGACCCAGGACAUCGACUGCACAAUGCAAGAUACGAACAUGAGCAACGGCGACAAGACCUCACGUUCGAACGAGAGCAACUCCUCCGGGAAUACCAAAAUCAAUGCGACAGGCAAGCCUUGAAACCCAACGACUGGAAUUCCCAUCCAGGGCUGCCUCCCCAACUUCUCGACCCAGACGACGCCCGACGGCAUUGCCUACCAAAUACGACACCGGUGUCGAGAUUUCCUGCGCACAAUCACUGCCCGACCAAAUCGCCCGACCAACCAAGCCGGUGUACAACAAAUCGUCACGCCCAGCAUUCCCCGCCUCCACCGCCCCCGGCGCCUCUUUCGGGAGAUCUACAACGUGGACGAAGCAAGCGAACACACGAAAAGUUGAUUGCCAAGGUGUUCCAACUCGACGACAACGUGCCGUCCGCUGACGAGUCUGCCGACGCAAUGUCGGUCCCACCGACAUUGCUGCACGUGCCGACUGAAUCGGUGUGCAAGCGGCGGCAGCUUGAAGUGUUGGAGAAGCGACGGACGGACUUGGACAUCAGUCAAGACGAAAAGCGUCGCUUUCGGCGCGAUGAAACAGCUCCACUCGACCACACGCUACGGGAUUUGCACAACACAUUGCACGACCGCUCAGGAAAGGUUACACCAUUUGGCACAACUCACAUCGAAAGUGACGCUUGCCAGCACGUGCAAGCAUGGCCCACAGACUCAACUCUCCCCCACGCGGCUCCAUCGAGGCCACCGAAAGACUUUGGAGCGAUGACUCCAGCAGAUGCACCUGUUCCUUCUUGCAUGGCCCUGAACGCUUCGAAUCAAACCACCACCAUGCAAUGGCCGCAUGCGGACACAAUGGACGUAGAACCUCCCGUCACACCUCGGCCUUCUGCUGCCCAUUUUGAUGCAGCAGCACCGACGGACCACCGAGCGACUGGUGCGACUGUAUCAACUAAAAAUCGAUGCACCACUACACCCCAAUCGGCGACCCGUUCAUCCAACUCACCUCUCGUUGUGAAGAAUCCUCGAGCUCCUAGACCUAAAAGUGUCCCACGUCCAAGGCGUCCUCCUCCACCCUCUACGCUUUGUCUGCUGGCCAGUUCAAGCUUGUGGCGCACAAAGGUCGGGCGGGUCUUCCAUGCGUGGCGACAGUUUGUCGAGGUCCACCAAAAGCUUGACACGCAACAAUUUCAACGCCUUCGCAGGUAUUCGCGCCACGUUUUGGCAUCAUGGCGCCACUAUUGCAAUCAACAGCUCCGUCUUCGGAUAUUUGCCACAUAUCGCGACCAUCGCAGCCUUCUCCGGUGCUUUCACAGAUGGGCGAACGCGAGUCGUUUCCACGCCAUUGCAGCGUUUGCAGUCGCGCGGCGGGACAAAGCCCGGCUCCAGAAGCUCAUGCAAGUGUGGAAACAAUGGACCGAUCAAGCUGCUUCCAUUCGACUGGCACAAGAGCGCGAGCACCACCGGCGGACAUGCCAAAUGCUGCGCCGUGUGAUGGGUGCAUGGCGACGGUGCACCCAUGUCCACCUGCUGCAUCGUAUCCACGAGAGACAGCUGCGCCGAGUGCAUGCCAAGUAUACGCUCCACGUGGUAUUUCAUGGAUGGCGUCGGUGGUUUGACCGGAACGUCCAACCUCGCCAUCAUCUCGAGCUCACAGUCCGCACAACGCGGGUGCGACGCAAUAUCCGCGAGGCAUUUCGCGCAUGGAAGGCUCUGGUCGCGGUGGCGUGUCGAUUCCACAAGCGCACCAGUCUGGUUGCAUGGAGACAGUGGCAGAUGUGGGUCGAACGUCGGCGCCAAAAAGCCCGUGCCACUCGAAGGAUCGACCGGUACAUUGUCAAGAAGGCCAUGAUGCGGUGGGCAAGCCUCACGCGAGCUCAGAAGCACCGCGCCCGCAUGGUCGCCAUCACUCGACGUCAGUGGGUGCACCACAAACUCCGACAAGUGUGGCGGCACUGGACCACGUACAAGUCUAUGCGUCGCAAGUACGUCCAGGGAUGUUUGAAAGCAUUCAAGCACCGUCGCAUCAAGUUGGAGCGACGGGUGUGGCAUGCAUGGGCUACCGCCACUGCGACACACUUGCAUGCUCGGAAAAAGCAGAAGCAAGCGACAUUGGCCGAAGCAUUUCACGGAUUUCGGCGCGCAGUGUGCAAGCAGCACGCCCGGCGCGAUGUCGACCGACGUACGAGCCAUUUGGCAACCCGGCAUGCCCAUCACUGGGUGCAGCAGUGCAUGACACGAUGGAGGGUGUUCGCGCUCCAGCGCCGUAAACCGUACGGCCUCAUGCGCUUUGCUAGCUCCCUACGUAGCCAUGCGCUGCUGGGUCGGCUGUGGACGUGCUGGCGCACUCAAUACACUCAAGUACUUCAAACACGGCUACAAACCGCCGACGCGAAGGCAGCUCAAAACGUAGCAGAACGAAGCCGCGUCAUGGCCGAGAUGCUUCAGCUCAACGACACGACGAUCCAGCUCGCCGAGCAGGUGUCUACUUGGAAGGCCACGUCAAAAGAAAAAGACGAGUCGAUCCGUACGUGGCAGCAGUCCCAUGACAAAAUCGACCAAGCCAACGCGGUGCUUCAGCAACGAGUUGUCGCUCUUCAGCAACGGUUGCAAGACAUGGAACAGGCGCGACUCGAUCAAGAGCGGUUGGACGAAGCAGACAGGACGCAGUAUGCCGAGCACGUCGGUGCUGUCGAAGCGACAAACGAAGGGUUGCGGCGGCAGCUGCGGAACAGCCAGGAUGCAUUACUUCAGACCCAGCAGCAACUUACGCGAGAACGUGAGAAGCAUCAACGACACAACGAUGACAAGAAGAAGCUGCAGCUCCAACUCGACCAAAAAGUUGACGAAAUGGCCAAGCUCCAGCGAUCGUUGCAACGGGUCGAGGACACUCUUGCCGUCGAGCGGGCCGAGCGCCAAGAUGCAGCCGCACGCUGCAAAGACUACGAGAUGCGGCUGGCCGACACGGUCCGAGCCAUACAAGAGCACGAAGCGGACCAAGACAACCAGCUCCGGCAAACGCAUGAUGUCGCACUUGACAUGGAGCGUCGGUGGAAAGAAGCCGAGGCAAAAAAUACCGAGCUGGUCAAACUGCUCGACGAAAAGAACAACUGCGUCGCGGCGUUGACGAGUCAAGUGCAGACGCAUCGGUCGGUCGAGGCGCAUCGCGUGAGCGCGUUGCUUGAAGAAGUGCAAGCAAAUAUACAAAAGAACCAACUCAAGACACAGUGCCAACUCGACCAGCACGUGGUAGAACCCUACGCUCAGGACGACAUGCACGAGCUCAACGCACACACGGCCACGAUCCACGACGACAUCAAGGCGCUGCAGAACCGAAUCAUGCGUCGACUUCAGCAAACUCCUCUCGACACUGUGGCGGCGACAACGCGACAAGGCAUGGUGUCCCACGACGUACCAAAAGGCAAAGCGCGGGGAGGGCUCAAGGCAUCGACGAAACCCCAGGCGAAACCCAAGCCAAAGUAGGCAUGUGGCGAAGGAACCAGCGCCAGCCAAGACUAUUUAUUCCAAAGGAGAGACUACGGGGGUGCAUACUGCAUUUGUCGAAACGAUGGACGAGCUUCGACUACAUUCCAUUCGGAGAGACCCUAAGAUACACGUGACAACCAACGUACUGAUGGCAUGCACGCACCACGGGGGAUGGCCCGCCGUCGUGGUCAGGCAUGUCGUUCGGGUUGUACUCGGGCAAAAUACGUAGGCUGGACGCCAUCGCGACAAGGGGAUGGCCUCCCAUGGCCGCAGACGACUCGGCCAUCAUUUCAUGCAACCUGAAGCAAGGUAAAGUUCAAUUCAACUAGAAAGGUUGGGUACCGUUCGGUGCUCGGCUUGUGUGGCGCGCAGGAACCCAGCGUCGGACACUCAGCGAGCCGAAUCAAAUUGCCCAAACUAUCAACUGGGUCCAACUCGUCCAGCAUCAUGCCCUGCGCAAUGCACAAGUAUGCAACGUUUUGCCACAGCAUGGCCACUCCUCGCGCAAACCCCAUGCUUCCAUCGGGGUAGAGUGUGUGACACCCCGCCCCUUCGCCGCUCUGCUCGCCGAUCGUCGAGAAGGAUCCGUUGAAGAUCAUGGGGUGCGGAUACACCAGAGGGCUCAAGUACUUUGGCAAGAGGAUCAGCAGGUGUAUCAUCCGGCCAAGUGCAGCCGACACGACCUCGGGAGGAAGAUGCUCUGUCGCUUCGUACUGGCCAGACGAUGGCACUGGAAGCUUGACGAUCGUUCGAAAGUACCGCAAACGUGGCGCGGGAAAUAGCUGGAACAACUGGAACAGCUGCAGCACCUUGGUCCGACGCAUAGCCGUAAGGUUCUGCAAAGUACCGUCACGCUGCCAUGCAACAUUUGCUCGAGUGCAUACCUGUUCGUUCCAUCGGAGAACCCGACCCAGGCCUUCCAUAAUGUAGUCUACUCCGUCAUCUGCUUCGCCUGCCGCGGUGGACUGGCCGUGAAGUCUAGUCUUCGCGACGAGGAGUUGUGCUUGCCGCUCGGCAAUGUGGUGCUUCAACUUGGCCAAGGCGAUGCGUUCUGCGGGACUCACGUUGCAUCCACUACAUAUGCGUGUUUCGAUGAAUCAAGGAGUUACCUCUGUCAAGCGCGAUUUGGCACCGCUCCCGUUCUUGCUGUUGGUCUUCCAACGCUUGGAUGUCGAUUUGGUAUGACGACAGGUCCUUACUCUCAAGAGCAUGGGCAGAUUUCUCCCGCAAAACAGCUACAUCUGCCCACAGCGCCAUGAGGAUCGUUCGCUUUUGCUGGACGGUGCUCCCCGCGCAGUUUGCACACAGCAUGUUGAUGCGAUCGGACGACUUGGCGCAUCCGCCGCAUUGCAUCGUCGAUGAAG